UUUCUCCAUACUCUAUCCAUUCCGUGGCUCAGAUCCAUACAAAAAAACUAUCUACCAUUCUCACACUCGUUCUUCAACCUUAAUAAAUUUGUCUUCAACCCACAUCCAUCCUCACCAAAUCCACUCACUAAUACCACCACCACCAUGUCCGUGACAACCACCUCGACCGGCACCGCUGCCUCCGCCUCCUCCACCUGCAUCAACAAGCUCUACGACAUCCCCGUCAAAGAUGCCGCCUGCGCCAUGCCCAUGCGCAACAACAACUCCGCCAUCAUGAGCAGCUGCUGUGGCUCCGCCUCCAUCGUCUCCUACGACAGCUGCGACUACUACUGUCUGGCUCAGGACCAGACCGUCGGUACCCUGGCCGAAUGUCUCAUCAAGGCCUCCGAGGCCGGUGAGGUCUGGUGUAACACUAACGCCAACGCUACUGCUACCGGUAGCGUUCCUACUACUGGCGCUGGCACUGUCGUCUCGACUGCUACUGCUACUGGUGGCUCGUCUAGCACUGGGUCCAGCACUUCGAGCGGUUCGUCGGCUUCUUCGACUAGUGGGGCUGGUGUCGCGGUUACGAAGAAGAGUGUGGGUGUGUUGGCGCUGUUGUUCUUUGGGUCGACUGCGGGUUUCUUGUUGUAAGAAGGACAUCAAUGGGAUGGAUAAAGGGGGUGGGAUUGGAGGACUGGAUGGAUGUUGUUUUGUAUAGAGCAGAGCAGGCUUGUACAGUAACUUGGGGAAAAUAUCGUGUUGAUUGAACCAACUUGCUAGCGGAAGUCCGUCCUUCUUAGCAUUACUUCGUUUCUUUUGUUUGUGUUACAUAUUACCAUUGAUGUUUUUUCUUCACUUCAUAUAUUAUCUUCUGUUGCAGUGCGCAAUUUCCAAUUUGGUUCAUGAUAGGCACUAUAUAUAUUUAUUUGUAUAUACACGUCUACAGGAAACCCCCCUACUAGUGUAUAAAGCUGCC
Molecule: messenger RNA, 958 nt
Organism: Aspergillus neoniger CBS 115656
Lineage: Eukaryota; Fungi; Ascomycota; Eurotiomycetes; Eurotiales; Aspergillaceae
Exons: 1
Coding region: 145-633 (162 amino acids)
Source: RefSeq, a predicted model, not a curated record